CGGGCAGAUACCUUGUUAAUAUGGCUGACGAGCCUGCUGCAAUGCCAUUGCCCCGUCCUAUGCCGUCGGCGCUUAAAUUUGAUCUUCUCGCGAAAUGCUCAACCACUAAAGCUCGAGCUUCAGUUCUCCAUCUACCUCAUGGACCUGUCAACCUGCCCAUUUUCAUGCCAGUGGCUACCCAAGCGAGUCUUAAAGGCAUAACUCCAGAGCAACUUGAGGACACAAGCUGCAGACUGUGCCUGAACAACACGUACCAUCUUGGCCUUAAGCCAGGUCAGGCUGUGCUUGACAAGAUCGGCGGAGCUCAUAAAUUGCAAGGAUGGAAUCACAACAUCUUGACCGAUAGUGGUGGUUUCCAAAUGGUCUCUCUCCUGAAGCUUGCCAAAGUUACUGAAGAGGGGGUUCGUUUCCUCAGCCCUCACGAUGGGACCCCAAUGCUUCUAACCCCCGAGCAUUCAAUAUCACUUCAAAACAGCAUCGGAUCAGAUAUUAUAAUGCAACUUGAUGAUGUGAUAGUGACAACAUCCCCUGACGAAGCUCGGAUGAGGGAAGCCAUGCACCGCUCGAUUCGCUGGCUCGACCGUUGUAUUGCCGCCCACAAGAAGCCGGAAUCGCAGAAUCUAUUUUGCAUCAUUCAGGGCGGAUUGAACUUGGAUAUGCGAAGAGAGUGCUGUCAAGCGAUGAUUGCAAGGGACACACCUGGCAUUGCCAUCGGGGGCUUGAGCGGCGGAGAGGCGAAGGACCAAUAUUGCAAAGUCGUGGACACAUGCACAGGGCUUCUACCUGAAGGAAAACCCCGAUAUGUCAUGGGAGUUGGAUAUCCUGAAGAUUUGGUCGUGUCCAUCGCGCUGGGAGCUGAUAUGUUUGAUUGCGUUUGGCCUACGCGGACAGCGCGAUUCGGAAAUGCCAUUACGCCGAACGGGGUGCUAAAUCUUCGGCACAAGAGAUUCGCGGAUGACUUCAAACCCAUACAUCCAGAUUGCAAAUGCAUGUCAUGCAGACCCCAGUCUGAAGGUGGGCUGGGCAUCACCAGAGCACAGAUACAUCAUCUCGCAGCGAAAGAAACAGUCGGAGCACACGUGGUCACGAUACAUAAUGUGCAUUAUCAACUAGACCUGAUGCGACAGGCAAGAAACGCAAUUUUAGAAGAUAGAUAUCCACAGUUUUUGAGAGAUUUUUUUGCGAGCUACUAUCCGGAUGGGGCACCUCAAUGGGCGAAAGAUGCAUUGGCCGGAGUUGGAGUAGAAUUGUGAGGCUUCUAACAAAGACCUUAUUAGAUGAAAGUCUGAGUGACGCAUGCGGACGCGCGAGUGGCUAGCUCAAAUUGGAGCUUGUUACGACAACACGGACAGUAUUAAUCUGUCUCGCAAUUAAGUGCGAGCUUGGUAGAUUAUAUCUGAUAUCUAGAUAUCGAAGGACAAGACAUUUUCUGGCCG
Verruconis gallopava is the source of this 1436-nucleotide messenger RNA. RefSeq names its product queuine tRNA-ribosyltransferase. The record is from RefSeq and is a predicted model, not a curated record. Lineage: Eukaryota; Fungi; Ascomycota; Dothideomycetes; Venturiales; Sympoventuriaceae. The transcript has 3 exons. Gene Ontology annotation, cellular component: cytosol. Gene Ontology annotation, molecular function: tRNA-guanosine(34) queuine transglycosylase activity. The coding region runs from base 21 to 1253 and encodes 410 amino acids.